UUGUGCGUUAUGUUAUGCGCACCGGUAGUGUUCGUGCCCAUACAAUGCAAAAAGUGAUUCCCGCGCGAGUGUUUUAGAAUUUGAACAAAAACAGUGUGAAUCAAAUUACUGAGAGAAAAGUGUUAUUUAUUGUUUACAUAAUGUACAUUUGUGACACAUAUUAUUAUACUUAUCAAAAUAUUUGACUGGAUUUCUCCGAGCAGCGAUUUAAAAAAAUUGAAGGAUGUCAAAUUUUCAACGAACAAGAAGCAAGGUUUGGUGGGGUGACUCAUCGCCGAAUGUUGGCAGCCCAGUGGUUCAACCUGAGUGGAACCAAAACGAGCGCAGAGACGAACAAAAUUGGGAGCCGCAGCUGCCUCACUGGAUAGCAAAUCAGCCUGAACAAAGAAACGUUAGCGCCGAUAAUUUAGCGCAAGCAAAUAAUAUGCCGAAUCAGUGGCCUCUCCGACAUGGCAGCCCCGGCAGCCAUAAGAGUCAAGAUUCAGGAUUCUCGGACUCCGAUAGCUCUCCGCCCGUAUCUCAAUAUUAUUCUACGCCAGAUAAUAGUGAUAAGGAUAAAAGCGAUAAAAAUAAAUCGUCGAAUAGUAGCGACUCGAAUAACAAUGAGAAUAUUACUGUUAAACAAGCAAACGAUUCUCAAAACACACUGCAUUGUAAAGAUGUGAAUAAUUCAAACAUGUCGAAUAAUGUUAAUUCUGCAACUCCAACACCAAAGCCUCGAUUAAGAAGUAGCAGCGUAAUACAAACUCCUUACGACUUACAAAAAUAUUGCGAAGUUCACCAUGAUGAAGAGCAUAUGGAGUUAUUGAAAGACAAAGAAAAUGAGAAUACAAAUAAAGUAGAAUCAAAAUAUCAUUCUCCGAAAAACAUUAACAAUGAGUCACAGAACAAGGAGAAGGUAACGAAAACAAUAAACAAAUCAGUAAGUUCGAACUCUUCCAAAAAUGUUAACAAUGCUACACAAAACUCUCCAAAACUAAAGAGUAAUAAGGAAAAUAGUCCAAAUACGAGUGCAAUACAAAUAGAUACCAAAGAUAUAUCUGUAAAAAAUUUAAAUAUUUUAAGUCCGUCUAAGAAAUAUCCGAUUAAAAAGUUUGUAUCCAGUACAGAUAGUGACAGUACGAAGACGAGCAAAAUAGCUAAAGUAAAAGAUUUGGAGACAAGUAAAAAUAUAUCAGACGACAGUUUUGAAUACAUUAAGCUAUCACACAACAAUGAAAUUGCGGUCAACAACCAGCCUAGAGUUCGAACACCUAUUUCUAAUGUUACAUACGUACCUACUGAAAGAAUUUCAACGGCAAAACCAGAAUACAAACGUAGUAUGUCUAAUGAAGAAAGUAUUCCUAUUUCAACUACACCUAAAUUUCAGAGGAAUAGACUUAAUCAAUCGCUCAAUUUUGAGGGACAAAGGUUAGACCAACAAAUACUGGACAUUCAAGAAGGAUAUCAUUCCUUAGGGUAUAUCGACGAAGAUGAAUUACCAAAACCAGAAAAAUUAAGUCCAAAAGAGCAAAUGCAUAAACCUAUUAAAGCAUUACUAGGUAAAAAUAUCAUGGAUAGUCUAAAUUUAAAGCCAACUAAAAAAGCUGGACCCAAAUCCAAGUAUCGAUUGGCUAAGGAUCAAUUUAAGUUAUUUACAACAAAAAAAGAAAAGCCCGGUGUUGUGGCGGACAAAGCUGGGGGAGUUUUGAAUGGAAGUCGAGUGCCAUCGUUAGGUCUACCUAGGACUUGCGAUCAAAGCUCCUGGGUAAUCGUGGGGUAUCCAGUACAACAAGAAAUGUUGAUACCUAAUUAUAACGAAAGACUGGUAGGAACGGAAAGUGAUACUAAUGUAAAAGGAAAAGAUAAAGGUGCCUCUAACGAAAAUAUUGAUAAAUGCAAUCGACUAACCCCACCACCGCAAUUUCAAGAUAAACAAAGCAUUCCAUACGAGACCAAUUCCAAAACAGACAAAAAUUUAACACACGAUUCAAAGAGAGAAAAAUUAAAAAUAGACGACAUGAACUUUUCGGAUCUUCAACUAGAUUUAGGUUGUACUUCGACGCCAAAAAUGCUAGCACCUCAUGAAUAUAUGAAUGGCGCUCAAAAUAGCAGCACGAAGAAUUCUCGUAGAGUUAAUCUGCUAGAAAAUUUUAAUGGCGGGUUAGUCUUGAACAAUCGCAAUGAAAUAUUGUUCAGAGAAAGGAGUAUAGACCAGACAACAUUAGAGCGUAUCUGCGAAAGGAAGCCCGAAUGUGUACAGUAUUGGCUUUCGGACUUGAUCGGGUCUUGUGAGAACGAAUGUAUGACGACGUUGCAAAGCAAACCCUUGGGUGCAGAGAUGAAAGCCAUGGUGUCAGCCAGCUCUGCAACAAUUACAGGGAACAUAAAGAAGGUUCAGACCCACGGUCAGAUCAUAGUGCACCAGUAUAGUGACGUUAUAAGACAAAUGGAAUCAAAUCAGAUAAGUGAAGAGCAGAUUUGCCUCCUAGUAGCCAACAUCAACGAAUUCGUUCUGGCACAUAGCAUAACUCUAAACACCAAACCACCGGGAGAAACUCCAGAAAGAUGGGACAAAAUCAAGGUCUCCUUACAAAUGUACCUCCAAAAACUCAUAGAUAUUGGAGAGGAUGUGAAAAUAGAGUUAAAUGAGAGUCAGCCGGAGUGGAAUCUUGUACAGAAACAUUUGGACACACUUAUUGAAAUAUUCUUAGAGACGACUAAAGCUGUUUUGGUGCAACAAAUGAAGACGCUAGUGUCCAUAAUAGAAGAACCACCAUCGGAUUUGAUACUCAAAAGCACGCUGACUUCAAUCGGUCAUCUAGCCAUGUUGACCGAAGACCCCGAAACUUCCUUACACGACAAAUGCGCUAAGAUUAUGAAGAACAUAACUGAUCUGCCGUUCGUGGACUGUGGAGUACCCAGGGCUUUGCUGACGGCUAUUAUAGAGACUAAGAAGAGUUCUAUAAAGGCACUUUCUUUGAGAGCGCUGGCUACUGUCUGCGUGACUGGCGACGCGGUCAAACAGUUUGAAGAGGGAGGCGGCAUAGAAAUUCUGUCAGACAUUCUCUCUGACCGAUCGAAUCCAGAACCGCAGAUGAGGGAAGCGAUCACCGUUCUAACUCAAAUCACGGCGCCGUGGCUGCGAGGCCAUUACGACCUCACGCAGUUACAUCUAUUCCUGAACAACAUCGUUGAACAUAUUACUGGUCUCCUAUCCAGAACGGAGUGCUGCCAACUGCUUCUCCUAUGCACUGCAUGUCUCGUCAACUUGGUGCGAGAGUUGGAGCUGGAGAGGAAAGAAGACACGAAGGGUUCGGACAUCGUGGCGGUGAUCACUCACCAUCAUACGGUGGAGCGACUACUGGACGCUGUCAAGCGUCGUGGUCCGAAUAUCUCGGUGUUUCUACAGGAACAAACAGCCUCUCUGUUAGCGUCACUAUCGCGAGUGGCGCGCUGCGUGCUGUUGUUGUCGCGCGUGUCGUCGGCGAGCGUGGCUCUCGUGUGCUUCGUGCGCGCCGCGUCGCCGCUCGCGCCGCGCCGAGCCGAGCAGCGCGCGCAGCACAGGCUGCACUGUCACGCAGCUGAGGCUAUCUCUAGACUGGCAGUAGUACCGGACGUGGCCACACAAAUAGUCCAAUUAGAGGGCGUUCCCCAUCUUACCCGCCUGGUUAGGAUGCAGCGGACCCGUCCUCCCAUAGACAUCAACCCCGACCAAAUACUCAUACAUUGCCUGAAAGCACUGCGAACCAUAUACAAGCACCAUCCUGAAGCAUUCACCGAACAAAAAGACGUCGAUGAAAUGAUCAGGCCGCAUCUGAUGGAGUCUUUGAUGCUUUUCUCUGCUAAACAGGAGAGUUACGUGUGAUGUUGAGUCUGUCGCACAGAAAUAUCUCGUGUUUAGGUGCAAAAACUACAGUGUUGUUGUGUGUUGUAAAGCGAUAAAAGGACUGUUACUGUAUGUCUAUCGCUCGAGGUGCGCUCCCAUCACUGCCGUCCUAACGAAGAGAGCAAUAACUAGGUUUCGACUACUUUCGAGAUAUUCGCGGUUAUGAUUAGCUACUUACAAAUCGUAAUAUUACAUAUUGCAGUUUUGAUAACCAACAGAACCGAAACUA
Molecule: messenger RNA, 4097 nt
Organism: Maniola jurtina (meadow brown)
Lineage: Eukaryota; Metazoa; Arthropoda; Insecta; Lepidoptera; Nymphalidae
Gene: insc
Exons: 9
Coding region: 224-3847 (1207 amino acids)
Biological process (GO): regulation of asymmetric cell division; establishment of mitotic spindle orientation; asymmetric cell division
Cellular component (GO): apical cortex
Molecular function (GO): cytoskeletal adaptor activity
Source: RefSeq, a predicted model, not a curated record